CGAGCGCACAAUGAUUAGUCUAGUUAUACCAGUCGUUAAUUAUAAAAGCAGUGUUGUCUUUCAAACACCCGACAGACACGUCACAACAUAACCAGGUAGCUUUGUACAAUAAGUUAGUUCUUAUAAAGAAGCGCAAUAGGCUACAGUCAAAGUGACUAGGUAACAGAGACUAGGGAGCUUCCUUCACAACCGGUAAACAAACCGUUAUCGAUAUGUGUUACAUUUGACAGUUUCAUCUUCUGUGCAAAAAGGCCGGCAUUUAGUUAGAAUUUUUAAUGCCAAAAUGGUGGACCGUCAAGCAAGGAGUAGGCGACAGUCAAAGCUAAAAUGGGAACUGGAUGUGAGGCCAUUGGUUUCAUCGAGAGCCUGGUUGAAGAACUAUGGACUUAAGAAAAACAAAUUAACUAUGCAUCAAUUGCUACCGACAAUAGGCUUUAAAUUAAGCGACGAUUACGACACAAAUUUAAAGAGACCAGUUGCAUCACGUUAUGGAGGAUCAUUGUUCAUGCGAGCUUUUCGUAAGGAUGGAAACACCUACAAUUUGAAGUGUUCUAAAGAAAAACUGGUACAAAUUAAAAACAGAUUAUCCCAAGUAAUAAACUUGUUUGAUAGACGGCUGUCAUGGCUGACUUCGGAGAGCAGACGAACAUUUGGAGUGAUGGAAGAAAAAUCAGUGACUAUUGUGUUAGAUAUAAAGAACAUUUCACCACAACAAUUCAAUCAGUUUUUUGGGGCAUUUCAGUUGGUACUACAAGAACAAAUAUCUCAAAUAAGUAAAUUUAAUUUAAUUCGAUCAGCUGAGGACAUGAAAUUAUUUCGAGAGCAAUGUGUCCCUGUAACUCAUGACACAUUAUAUGAGGCAUCACAAUGGAUUAAGGAUUGUGAUAGACUAGCUCCAGUCUCCUCAACAGCAGGCUGUGAAGCUGUUCUAAAAGCGCUGGAAGAUAAAAGUAAUGAGGCAGUGUACUUUUUGACAGAAGGCUCAACUAUAGAUUCAUGCAGAGGCGUGUUCCUUGAAAGAUUGUCCAGUGCCAAUCCUUCUAUACCAGUUCAUAUUGUCUCUUACAACUGUGAUAAUAUUGAUACAAUUCAUUAUUUAAAAGAUCUUGCAAAAUGUACAAAUGCCCGAUUCCAUGCGUAUGCUGUCACUAUGGAAAUGGUAACUUAUGAUGCCGAUGGCGUUGACAGUGGUGGAAGCUCCCUAGUUUUGAAGAAGAAUAUGUAUGGUGGCAUGCCUGAAGGUGCUGGCAUCAGAGAAGAUGUUCUAAUUUUGUUUGAAGAAUUUGAAGAAGCAAGGAAUACCCUUACAUUCAUUGAACAACUCAUAAAAGAUAGUAACUGGGAUGCACCUAAAGAGGAAGAUGAUAAGACAAAGGGACGAAGGAAAGGGAGAAAUGGAAAUAUAGUGGUAAGAAAAGAAUCUAGUAUGGGAUCUGCUGAAUGGUUGAGAAGGUAUGGUCUGGAGAUCAACAAGCUAGAGUUUUGUGAUGCCCUUUCCAAAGUGACUUUUGAUCAUGUUGAAGGUGUGACAAAUGUGUACCAUUCUGCUACAUGUCAUGAUAAGAAACUGGUAGACGCUGUUUACUGUGAAAGUCUUUUCCCGGCUGUAAAUUGGAGUGAUGGCACUAUCAAACAUGUGAUUGUCACUCCAGGAAUUCACAGAAACUACGAACAGAGGAUUACUGUGGCACUGAACAAAAUACAGGAAAGGAUCAACUGGUUAAAAAAAGGUAGUAGAGCAGUCUUUGGAACAAUAAUUGAAGAUAGUAUUUAUAUUAUUAUAGACUGUUCUGCUUCUAUGGAGCCCAAUAUUCAAUUUGUGAAAGAGAAACUUUAUAGGUUAAUUCAUGAACAGCUGAGACACAAAAAGAGAUUUAAUAUCAUCAGUUUUGGCUCAAUAGUUGAAGCCUGGAGUUCAAGACUAGUUGACAUAAAACCACAUUCUUUACAGAGUGCCUGGAACUGGAUUCAAGCUUUAACCUGUUCAGGAUCAACCAAUACCCAUGCUGCCCUGCAAUAUGCCAUGGCUGAUCCCAUGGCAGAUGCAGUAUAUCUACUGACAGAUGGCUGUCCCGACCAACCCCCAAAGUCUAUAAUAGCACAAGUUCUCCAUCAAAAUAAACUCCCAAUCCACACAAUAGCUUUUAAUUGUAAUAACACAGAUGGAAACCAGUUCCUGUAUGAGUUAGCAUGUAAUACUGGAGGACGGUUCCAUCAUUUUUCUGAAUAUUACAUGGAUGAAAGUCAACCUCAGCCAUGGAUUAGUGAGGAUUUGAAACUUCUUCAAAAUGAAUACAACCGUGGGAUGGAAAAUUUGAAGAGGAUAGCAAAACUCAGAGACCAGUGUCAAACUGUGUGCUGGGAAAGUGGAAUAAAAGAGUUACAACAAAAUAAAAACAAGCAUCCCCAAGAUCGUACUUGUGUUCAUUCGUCAAGAAUUGUCAAAACAUGCAACAACACCUUUCCUUUUACCCCUUUCACAAGACCAACAAGUGCUCCCCCUCAGUUGAAAUAUCAUCCAAAACCGCCAAAUAGAUCUGUGACAAUUAAACGUAAAAAGUCUAAAGCAGCAAAACCCAGACAGUCUAAAGUUGCAUUUUCCAAAUCUAAAUCUGUCUCAGACUCAGUGAAUGGUGAGGAGUCUGUUAAUGUCUCAGGAUCUGUUAAUGUCUCAGACUCUGUAAAUGUCUCAGAUUCAGCUAACGUUAUUAACUCUAUUACUGAGUCACAAAAUGUCUCAUACUCUGAAUCUGUUCCUAAGGAGACCGAUCCAGUGUCCGAUUCAACAAAUCUGUUACAAGCUGAACAAUGACAUUUUAGGCAAGGAUAUUCAAUGCAAAUGUGAUAAAUGUAAAAUAUUGUGAACAUUCUGUGAUAGUACCCUAUUAAUAUUAAUUUCAGAUCAGUUUGUACUGUAAUAAUUUGUAAUUGUAGUAGAUCUCAACCCGGUUACGGUAGUAUACAAACACACAUUUAGUAAUGAAUUUCUAAAUAAUCAAGUUAUUAGGGUGUAAUAUAUUAAGGUAUUUUUUUUCAUUUGAUAGGAAUGCACAAUGCAACAGGUCUCCUAAGACCUUUUAUUGAUAGGUAUGUAAUUUUCCUGGGUACUGCUGUUUUCAAGCGUAUUGUAUCUUAAGCUAAAACAUUGCAUUUUAAGUUGUUUGGUCAUAAAAUAAAAAAAACAAUUUGCUGUUUAUUUCAUAUUUUUAUCCAAAUAAUCAUUUAGACCAAUAGUUAAUUGGAGAUAUGAAAUAUGCACUGGGCCAAGCAUAUGAUUACAGAAUAUAACCAUAUAAAUUUUGAGGAAUUAUGUAUCUUUGGCUUUCUAUACAUGUGUCAUGUCACUUCGUCUCAGAAAACUGAUAUCUGAUUAAGAGAUCAUUAUUACCCUAUGUAAUCUUUAUCUCUCUAUUAUAUAAACAGGUGUUGAAUUAAUCUGCUAUUUAAGUUCUAGUUUAAAUUAGUAUUUCAACCAUGCACUGCUGUGUUUGGGUUAUAAAUUAUUUGAUUAUGAAAUCCUCUUCCUGUGGGUCUGAAUAAUAUAUCCCUGGUUUAAACAACCUUGUGAUAAGAGCUGAUCAUAAAAUUAUAUUAUAAGGCAAACUGUAUGUUGACCCAUAAUGUAGAUAAUGCAUGACUAAAUUUAGAAUAUAUUUUUUAAAAGUUAAUCUCUUUUAUAUUGACAUUGACAAGUUAAAAGAAAAUGAUGUCAAGUCCAAGCCCCCUUUAAGAUUUGGAUCUCCAUUAAUAGUCAUGUAAUGUCUCGUAUAUAACCUUAGUAUUAUGCAGUAUUCUUAUUUAUUGAUCUCAAAAGUCUUUUGACUUAAUCCCUAACUUAAAUAAAUAAGAAGCUAGUAUACAUAGAAACAUAUUAAAUAUUAAUCUAUUUACCAGUUGACUGUAGGUGUUAUCUAUAUAUUAUGUAUGUUCAAUGUAGGUAUAAUCGAUAAUUAUCUAAGUGUACAUUGCAAGUUUAUAAAAUAAUAUACGCUUUAAAGUAUUUCAAUCUAAUACCAGGGAUAUUGUUUUGAACAUAUUUCAGCCUUGGAGAUUUAACCUGUCAGUCAAUUUUAAGUCUUAAAACAAAAUAAAUAUAGUAAGAUUUAUGGUUUAUGUGUAAAAAGGUUGAUUUAUAAAUUCAUUCAACAUUAAAAUUGUUAUAUCAAAUUAACUGAUCAACUAGAUUUUAAUUUGAUUUAAUUUGCAAGCAUUUAUAUAGUUUUAGCACAUGUAUAUUAAAUUGUAUUACAUUAUAAUAAAUCAUUCAUGUAAUUUCAUUUAAUGAUUAUGUUUAUCAAUAUAAUUCUCUCUUUUCAUCAAAUGUAAAAUUCAGUGAAGCACUAAUUAAGUUUAGCAUUUGAACUGUAGUUUGUUAUUAAUUGGCUCUGUUUUCCAACAUUAUGUACCUGUGUAUUCUGUGAUUUCCAUUUUAUUCUCUAAAUAUUCUGAACUCAAUGAACUCUUUAAAACUAUUUAUAAAUUUAUCAUAAUGUUAUGAAUCUUAUCAUUAUUGUUAAUAAACUAAUCAAAAUUAA
Molecule: messenger RNA, 4535 nt
Organism: Patella vulgata (common limpet)
Lineage: Eukaryota; Metazoa; Mollusca; Gastropoda; Patellidae
Product: von Willebrand factor A domain-containing protein 3B
Exons: 1
Coding region: 284-2812 (842 amino acids)
Source: RefSeq, a predicted model, not a curated record